GUGUUUGUCGUUGUCACGUUGUUCCCUUUUUUCUGGGUUGAAUUUGAGAUGAGAUUUCGGAAGUGAUCCUCGUACAGUACACUUAGGAAUUCAAUUGCACCAAAUUUAGCUCUUAUUCAAUGCUUAAAACAUCACCCAUUGUGAGAGACUAAAAUGAGAAGAAUCUUACAUCAUUCAUGCCUAAACAGUGAAUAGAAUAUUUGCAGCAGUGAAACACAUCCUCCUCUGGUUAAUAGUAGUAGGCAAGCUACAAACUAAUUCAUUACUAUUCAGCCUAGAAUCUUCUUGUUCUCGGAGAACAGCUGAGCCUAGCUUUUAAAUUUUAGUGUCAUGGGGUUUCUAAGGUUUAUGAGAAGGAAUAAUUACCCCUUCAAGGACAAAACUCGAAAUAGAGCAUACGCAAUUCAGCAUAUGCAACACAGAGGCUUCUCAAAGGAUGGAGUUCUUAAUGGCAAUGAUGUGGUACAUCCAAUUCUGAUCAUUGGCGCAGGACCUGUGGGUCUUGUUCUCUCUAUUCUUCUCACAAAAUUAGGUAUUAAUUGCACAGUUUUGGAGAGAAACAAGGCAUUUUCAAAACAUCCACAAGCACAUUUCAUCAACAAUCGGUCCAUGGAGAUAUUCCGCAAAAUUGAUGGCCUUGUUGAAGAAAUUCAAAGGUCUCAACCACCAGUAGAUUUAUGGAGGAAAUUUAUAUAUUGUACUUCCCUCUCUGGUUCAAUUCUUGGAUCUGUAGAUCACAUACAACCUCAAGAUCUUGAGCAAGUUGUCAGCCCAGUCUCUGUUGCACACUUCUCACAGUACAAGCUGACUAUGUUACUACUCAAGCAACUUGAAAAUCUAGGCUUUCAAACAUGUGCACCUGAAAGCUUGGGAGGAAAGGAACAGUCUUGUGAUAAAAAGAUAAUGAUGGGCCAUGAGUGUGUAGCCAUUGAUUCCAGCAAUGACUUUGUAACAGUGACUGCAUCUUCUAUCAUUAAAGGGAAGCGUGUAGAACAGAACAUUCACUGUAACAUCCUUAUUGGUACAGAUGGUGCAGCAAGUACUGUAAGAAAGCUUGUAGGAAUAGAAAUGAGAGGUGAGAAGGACUUGCAAAAACUUGUCAGUAUCCAUUUCUUUAGUAGAGACCUUGGACAGUUUUUGCUUAAGGAGAAUCCUGGUAUGCUUUUUUUUAUCUUCAAUACUGAAGCUAUUGGGGUCCUUGUUGCUCAUGAUCUCAGGCAAGGGGAAUUUGUAUUUCAGAUACCCUUUUAUCCACCUCAGCAAACAAUUGAGGAUUUCAGUCCAAAGGCAUGUAAGAAAUUAAUCAGCAAACUUGUUGGUCGAGAGUUUGGAGAUGUAAAUGUAAUUGAUAUAAAGCCAUGGAUUAUGCAUGCUGAAGUAGCCGAGAGGUUUAUAUGUAGUGGCAACCGAAUAUUACUUGCUGGUGAUGCUGCUCAUCGUUUUCCUCCUGCUGGUGGAUUUGGAAUGAAUACUGGCAUUCAGGAUGCCCAUAAUCUUGCCUGGAAAAUUGCUUCUGUGAUUAAGGGUAUUGCCCCAUCUUCGAUGCUAAAUACCUAUGAAAUCGAACGUAAACCGAUUGCUUUAUUCAAUACAAGAUUAAGUCUAGAAAACUAUAAAGCUGCCAUGUCUGUUCCUGCUGCACUUGGUCUUGAUCCAACUAUUGCAAACACAGUACAUCAAUUUAUUAUUAAUGGGAUUGGUUCCAUCUUACCAUCCGGAUUGCAGAAGGUAGCUUUGGACGGAAUUUUUGGUAUAGGACGUGCACAGGUCUCAGAAUUUGUCCUAAAUGAAAGCAACCCUCUUGGAUCCUCAAGGUUGGCUAAGCUAAGACGUAUAUUGGAAGAAGGAAAAAGCCUUCAACUUCAGUUCCCUGCAGAAGAUCUUGGUUUUAGGUACCUACAAGGAGCACUUGUGCCAGAGAGUUAUAAUGUUGAGAGUCCUCCAGAAGUAUUAACAGGGCGUAGGAGGGACUACACCCCUUCGGCACAGUCAGGAUCAAGAUUGCCUCAUAUGUUUGUGAGAGUAAACCCAUUAAGUGAGGAGACUGUUUCUACACUUGAUCUUGUGUCAGGAGAUACAGUUGAGUUCAUUCUCAUCAUAGCACCUGUGGAGGAAUCUUAUCGUCUAGCCUGUGAAGCAUUCAAGGUGGCUGAGGAACUAGAAAUUUCUCUCAAAGUGUGUAUUUUUUGGUCUACUGAUUCUGCUGAAGGACUUGAGGAAGGAAGUAAAGCAGCACUAUCUCCUUGGAAGAAUUAUACAGAUGUUGUUGAAGUUCGGUCAUCAACUUCAAAUUGGUGGGGUAUGUGUAACAUCACAAACAGAGGGGCUAUUUUAGUUAGACCUGAUGAACAUAUUGCCUGGAGUACAAGUUCAGGAGUUGCUGGGGAUCCUAGAGUGGAAAUGCAAAGGGUUUUUUCUGCUAUAUUGGGAGUACACCGUUAUAAUAAAUAAAUAUACAGAUCAUUUUGUAUUGAUUCUUACAAGAAUAUUCCUGGCGUACAAGUUCAGGAUUUGCUGGGGAUCCUAGAGUGGAAUGCUUUUGCUAUACUGGGUGUACACUCAAAAUAAACAAAAUACACACAUGAUUUGUAUUGAUUCUUUGAAGAAAAUUUAUAUUUGUCUUUUUAAA
Molecule: messenger RNA, 2629 nt
Organism: Cajanus cajan (pigeon pea)
Lineage: Eukaryota; Viridiplantae; Streptophyta; Magnoliopsida; Fabales; Fabaceae
Product: FAD/NAD(P)-binding oxidoreductase family protein
Biological process (GO): ubiquinone biosynthetic process
Cellular component (GO): mitochondrion
Molecular function (GO): 3-demethoxyubiquinol 3-hydroxylase activity; FAD binding
Source: RefSeq, a predicted model, not a curated record